CAUGCCCGGUAUGCGGUCCCUGACCACACCGCCGCUGGCAGAGCGGCACGGGGUGAUUUCUGUUUUUUUGGGUGGGGGUGGGGGGAUCAAAAACCGCCCACUGGAAACUUUCAGCCAAUGAGAUGUGCUGUCGGCGGGCAGAGCCAGGUGACACCGUGUAUAAUUAAUUACUCAGUCGUCAUGCCGUGUGCGCCCGAAGAUAAGAGGGACUCGAGCCCGCUGCGUGAUUACGAAAUAUGUGCAAGGUCGGACUGACAAAAUCAUGUCGCCUGCUAGUUGCUUACUUGGAGUACUUCUGCUGUGGGACCUGAUACCCCGCCCGGACGCCCUAUCGUACUUCGGAUUAACCGGGAGGGAGCCUCUGAUGGUGCUACCGCUCGGGGUGGACGACAUCAACGCUCUGCCGCCCGUCAAGAUCUGCGAGAGCUUCAAACUGAAGAGGAAACAGCGGCGGAUGUGUAAGCGGGACGCCGGGGUGGCUGAGACCCUGGUGGAGGCCAUGCACAUGUCUGCCCGGGAGUGUCAGCACCAGUUUCACAACGAGCGCUGGAACUGUACCCUGGGCAAGACACGACUCAACAUGCUGAAGAGAGAUGUCGCUGAGGGGCGAAAACGUUCACGCGACAGAAACCGGUUCAAGGAGACGGCCUUUCUGUACGCUAUCUCGUCCUCGGGGCUGACCCACGCGCUCGGGCGGGCGUGCUCGAGCGGCAAGCUGGAGCGCUGCACGUGCGACGAGAGCUUCAACGACAUCGACAACCGCGAGACGUGGCUGUGGGGAGGGUGCGGGGAUAACCUGAAAUACUCUCGGAAAUUCGCGCGGCAGUUCCUCAGCAUGAACAAGGCUGAGGAGCAGGACUUGCGAGCGGCCGUGGACAGGCAUAACACCAACCUGGGCAUCCGAUCUGUUACAUAUCAGGUGGUGCGGUCCCGGGUGAAGACGACGUGUAAGUGCCACGGCGUGUCGGGGUCCUGCAGCGUGCAGACCUGCUGGAGACAGCUCGCCCCCUUCCACGAGAUCGGCGACGUCUUGAAGAACAAGUACGAGAAGGCCAUGAAGGUGGUGAGCAUGACCAACGGGGCCGGGGAGCGAGCGCAGCUCAUGAACGAGCCCGUCGGUAACGAGGCGCCCAAGGGCCCGAAGAACAACGACAUGGUCUUCGUCGACGAUUCCCCGAGCUACUGCAAAAAGGGGAAAUAUUCGUACGGGACGAGGGGGCGGAUCUGCGACAAGGAGAAGAACUGUGACAGCAUCUGUUGUGGAAGGGGACACAACACGCAGAGUCUGAUAAUCAAGAGACCAUGCCAGUGCCAGGUCAAGUGGUGUUGUUACGUCGAGUGCAAAGAAUGCAACACAAGAGAAGAAAUAUACAUGUGUAAAUAACGCUUCUAAUAAUAAUAAUUCGCCCACAGUUCCUAUAUCUAAGUUUCUUUUCGUGAAGCUUAUGUAUUAUUGUCACUUGUUUCUUGUACAUAUACUUUUCAAACAGAAUGUGUUGUAUACAUAUUCCAGAACGGUUAAAGAUGAGAGUAAUAGUGUAGAAAAAAUGUUGUUUUUGAAUGUUUGGCUUCCAGAAAGGAAGGUGUUGAAGACGUAUUUAUUUAUCAGGAGGAAAAUUGUGUUGUGUAAAUGUGGAACGUUCUGUUACUGUCAAGAGGAAGAUUCUUUUUACAAUGGAGUAUCAUUAAAAAAGCAUUGGCUAAAACAGAUUUUAAAAACGUGCAAAUAUGAAGCAUAGAAAGUUGGAAUAGCGUAGCACUAUGGGUUUUUUUGUUGAGUUUACCUAUACCCGAACAAUAGUUGCGUCUAACUUGUAUACUUUCUUGGUAUAACUUGCCGCCAUACUGAAAUAGCUAUGCUCUGUCGCUUUAUUCAACUGAAUUCUGUAAAAAAAAAUCUUGAGUUGCAUACUAAAACAAUUUUGUAAAAAUGUAUAGCAUGCAUUCGUUGUGGCAAAGGAUUGGUUUUGGAUAUAUUAAGAAAAAGAAUUGAAGAAAUGGAAGAUUUGAAUUAUCAUUUUAACGAUUUUGUACAUAAUUGUGUCAUAUCCCUGUGGGGCAGCCAUUUUGGGAUGACUAUUAUGGGAUGGCAACGUUGUGCGCAGGCGCAAACAUUUGCGUCUGCGCACUGGGUAGUUAAGCAAAUUUCUUACAGAAAAAGAUUAGAAGACACGAUCGAGCCUUCUAUUGGUUUGGGAUAUGAUUUUAGCAUAUAGAUGAGCACUUACAAGCGUUUAUCUUCACAAACGUGUUAACAACAGCAGUAGAUCACCAUGUACAUAAAUUUGUUUAGUUAUCGUAGCCAGUAAUGUGGUGAUGGGACGUCAGUCAAUGCGAAACGGUCAGUAACAACUAAAUUAUCUCGCCUGUAUGACCUUAUGUUGAUUCGUUUACAGACUUAUUAAUUCUUACCCCCCACAAUGCUUUCAAACUGCCUUCCUGUUUCUGGACCAAAGAAAACGUUUUUACCCGUUUUGUCAAUCCAAAAGGCAGAGGGACAUUAGUUUUCCUUACUUAUAGCAAGAUGGCACAUUGGCAUUACUGUGAAGCUAUCGUAAGCAACAUUUGCAAGCAUAUAUAUUUCAUAAAAUAAUUUAAAAAAAUCAAUGGUCACAAAAUGGUAUUGCUCGUGGGCAAGCCUUUGGAGUGUAUGCAUUUUAGGUAAGGCGGUGGGUUCUAAAAAAGAUAAAUACGAAGGGAUAAAAUGGACUAAAAAGAGACAAAAACAUUCCAAGCCCUUUCUGUCCUUGGAAAUGGAAAUAGCCCUUACAGUUGGCUUGACAUUGAUCAGUGCACAAAGAGGGCACCCCCCCCGAAGAGUACUAUUGAUAGGCGUGCAAUUCUUUUAAAGAAUCUGUAUUUUUUCCUCUGUUGCUGUUUUAAUUUAUUUCGUGGCUGAGUCUGAGCAUUAUUUUCUUGGUGAGAGGGACCGCAUUUUCUAAGAUGAA
Molecule: messenger RNA, 2948 nt
Organism: Branchiostoma belcheri (Belcher's lancelet)
Lineage: Eukaryota; Metazoa; Chordata; Leptocardii; Amphioxiformes; Branchiostomatidae
Product: protein Wnt-9a-like
Exons: 6
Coding region: 263-1384 (373 amino acids)
Biological process (GO): canonical Wnt signaling pathway; multicellular organism development; cell fate commitment
Cellular component (GO): extracellular region
Molecular function (GO): cytokine activity; frizzled binding
Source: RefSeq, a predicted model, not a curated record